AUGCCUCUAAUUCCGAAAGCCGAUCCUCCAGUGUCAAAGAUGGAGUGCCUACCGAUCCCCGCCGCCAAGCAAAAAGUGGCCCGGCCGUUCCCCAGCAUUCGGAACGCCGCCCAUACUUCGUCGGAAUAUCGACAAAAUCCUCUCUACUGCUACUACGCAGUCCAGUGUCCACAAGCCUUCCUCUUUCUCGGAAAUAUGCGAAAGAGGACUCUGGGGGGAGGCCGAGUGUUGGGCAGUGGAAGGUCUUUGAACCCUGCUGCCCCAACAUCUUCGCUGCAGAAGGACUCCCGCAUCCACUCACCGUCGCCUAGCAGUGUUUCCCUCAAUUCGCAGGGCGCUGUCUCUCAGAUGUCAGUAGAUACGCAGGAUAUAGUGUCGAGAAUAUCGCUAGAAAAUGGAGAUUCAUCUAUAUCCCGAGUUGCGGCGGCGGCAGGAAGCUCCAGGCUCGCUUGCCCAAUUUGCAACGAAGAGAUGCUUACCUUGCUGCAACUGAACAGGCACCUUGACGAUACACAUGCGAAUCUCGAGGGUGAUCGGCAAGUUGAAGUGAAGGACUGGUUUCAGAUCCAAGUAGAAAAGGCGAAACGAUUCCAACCACUAGCUGUGCUGAAUCAGAAGCUAAAGGGCCUCGAUGUCUUUGAAUCAAACCACAACGCAGCGGUAUCUGUUUCGGGCCCCACCCGAAUCUCGUCAGGUCAGACAGGACCGGAGCUACCAAGGAUACUGGACCCAGACGAAGUGGUCACAAGAGAACAUUGGCAAGGGCGUGGCAUGUAUGAUGUAUGUUUGGAGCCAAUGUGCCAGAAGCGACUUACGGUUAGCAGUGGCAGCGUCAACUGCCGCAAGUGCGGGAAGCUGUUUUGCGAAGAGCAUACUAUGUAUCAAAUGAAGCUGUCUCGAUCUGCUCAACAUGAACCAGUUCGCGGAUUCUGGUGCAGGGUAUGUGAGACUUGCUACAAGUCAAGGGAAGGGUACAAUAACCGUAAUGGCCAGGAACGCGACCACACUGCGGAAUUUGCUGAGCUACGGAGGCAAAAAGUGGACAAGGCAUUUUUGGAAGUCUCGCGGCUGGAAAAGCGGCUUACUCGACUCACUCAGCUACUCUCUACUCUCCCCGCAGACCAGAUUCAAUCAGGGGCCAAUAAACGAUGGUCUAUAACAUGGCAAAAUGACCACAGGAAAACACUUGAACAAUCCGUUAAACCAACAACCACCGGUACGAAACUCAACAUUGACAUUCGUCUUUGUAAAGAGUGUAAAUCUACUAUAUUUAGCCGAAGGGAUGUCGCGCAAGACCUCCUCAAAGAACCUCCGGAUCUUAGGGCGUAUAAGAAUCUUGUACAGUUCGAGAAAGGCAUUCGAUUGUUAUUACCAAGAUUCCAGAAAUUACUUUCCGCAUUACAAGACCCGGAAAAAGCACCUUCCCCCACCCAGCUUACUGAGGCUUCCAAAGUUCGUAAGCGUUUGAUGGACUCUUUCGCUCAGUAUGACAUUGCCGCCAGACGAAUCCGCGACCUCCCCACACAAUCUCCAACACAAGCCAAACUUCAAAAAGCCAUAUACCAUCAAGCCACUAAUUUCCUGCAUCUCCACAUGCUCCCCUUAAAAUCGCUCCCCAAAGUCCUAAAACAUGCCACUCCCCACGGUAGUAGACUUCCACCAAAUGCCAACACCGGAGUAGCGAACGGCGGCACCAGUGCUCUUGCCGCCAUAAAAUACGGCAACGGGGAGAGCGCAAACAGCACCGCCAGUCUAGCUAGUGAUAAUAGCAGCGCAAUCUCCGCGCUUGAAACGGAAGAAAAAUCCCUCCGUGAACGUCUCAUCGUGCUUGAGGAGCAGAAAUUCUUCGUAACUGAGAUGAUCGCUGACGCGAACCGCAGGCGCAAAUACGACGAGGCUAGUAGUCUUGUUCAAAAUGCUGAGGAACUUAGCAAAGAGAUCGAUCGUAUUAAUGGAAUGAUCGGACAAUUGGAUUUUGAAGGACUUUAUUCCGACCAAACUGCAUAA
Molecule: messenger RNA, 2007 nt
Organism: Histoplasma capsulatum G186AR
Lineage: Eukaryota; Fungi; Ascomycota; Eurotiomycetes; Onygenales; Ajellomycetaceae
Product: vacuolar segregation protein PEP7
Exons: 7
Coding region: 1-2007 (668 amino acids)
Biological process (GO): DNA repair
Molecular function (GO): metal ion binding; DNA binding
Source: RefSeq, a predicted model, not a curated record